This is a messenger RNA of Stylonychia lemnae, 2184 nucleotides long. The record is from the annotation of a GenBank genome assembly. NCBI's taxonomy places the organism in Eukaryota, Ciliophora, Spirotrichea, Sporadotrichida, Oxytrichidae.
AUGGGAGAUGCCUCUAACUACCUUCUAUCUGUAACGGAUCAAAAUCUUCAUGAUUAGUCAUUCGCAGACUAUAACACCAGAGAUAUACCUCCUAAAAAUCUAUUCAACCAGAAUAAUCAUAAGGUUAAAGUAGUGAAGACUGCUGCAAUGGAAGUUGAUGAGGCUGACUAUAACACCUCCACUAAUAUUCCACUAACGAAGCAAAACACAAAAAAUUAGGACUCAACUUAAAAUACUUUUGAUGUAACUUCACCUAGCAAGAGGAAAAAAUCUAAAAAAGAUGUUUUUGGAAUAGUUACUCUUGAAGAUGAAAACAAGCAAUCUCAAAAUUCGCAGAGACGAUUUAGUAUGAGAAAAGGUGAUUCAAGAGUCUCAGAAUUAGAAAAUUCAGAAUUUGAUAGGAGUGAAUAAAAAUAGAGACCAUUUCUGGAUAGUGCUGCUUUUGGACUAGAAACAUCUGCUAUUAAUGAGGGUUUUAAUAUAGCUGUUGAAGUGCUUUUCGGAGUAGAUAUCAUACUAAAGUACAUUAGCGAAGAAGACUUUUACCCUGUUAGAGACAUUAAAAAAAUAGCCAUCAGAUAUCUUAAGCGGUCAUUCAUAUUUGACAUGCUUAGUGUGAUACCUUUUAGGUACUUUAUUAAAGAUGCAGAAACUAGAUAGCUGUGUUCACUUUUUAAAAUUUUGAGACUACCAAAACUAUUCUUACUGCUUGACUCGAGAAAUUUCAAGCAUAUUAUUAAAACUUACUACGACAAUAAACUGUAGAGAGUACUUAAGAAUGUAGACAUGAAGCAUGAUCAGCUUUAGGAUAACAACAAUAUCAUGCUAUAGAUUAUGAUCAACUAUGCAUUUAAGGUUCUAAGAUUAAUUAUUGUGAUUUUUUCAAUCAGUUACUUUAUUGGCACUCUUUGGUACAUCUUUACUUGGUAGAUAGAUGAUCCCAAUGAUGAUACUCCUAAUUCUAACUUUUUCAAAACAUAUGGAAUGAGAGAACUUAAGAAGAAUAAUGAUGACAUCAAUAGCAUGAUUAUAGUUGUUUACUUUGCUUUCACGACACUAGCAACUGUGGGUUAUGGCGAUUAUCAUGCAGUUAGUGACUCUGAGAGAGUAGUCUGUUCUAUCAUAUUGCUUUUUGGUGUGGCAGUCUUUUCCUUCAUUAUGGGUAAUUUCAUUGAGAUUCUAAUGUCCUUCAAAAUUGUAACGGCUUAGAAUGAGGAGUCUGAAAAUCUUACUAAAUGGCUUGGGCUCUUGGCUAGAUUCAACAAAGGUAGACCAUUACCUAAAGAGAUGAUCAGGAAAAUAGAAAACUACUUUGAUUACUAUUGGGCAUAGGAUCGUAAUUAUGCGCUCAAAAGUUAAGAUGAUUUGAGAUUCAUGCAAGAACUUCCCAAAUAGAUUAGAAUCAAUAUAUUCAGAGAAUUUUUGUUUAAAAAUUUCCUAUACCAAUUCAGAUCCUAUUUCACUAUUGAAAGAGAUCCCUCUGAAUUAAACGAUUCAAUGUCCCUUGAAGACAGCAAAGUGCAAAAGCUCAAAUUCUACAAUUGGAAUGAUACCCAGUAUGCGUAAUUUAUGAUGAACAUCAUGCAAAACCUAGAGCCAAGAAAAUAUCAAAGAAAUGAUCUGAUACUUUAUGACCUUGAAGAAGUAGAUGAAGUUAUCUAUGUGUGCAGUGGACAAUAUGGUGUAGGUUAUUAGUUAAACAACUAGGAAUAUAUAGCAGUUAAAAUAGGUUAGAAAUCAGUUAUAGGGGAUCAUUCAGUAGUCUUUAGAAAAAGAUCUGAAUUUAUGUAUCGAGCUCUGGGUGAAAUGGACUGCUAUGGGCUCAGAAAAAAUAGGCUUUACACAAUUUUCGAUAAAUACAAAGAGUUUAGUGCGAAGAUGAAGAAAAAUAUUUCUUCAAGAUAUUAAGAUGUUAUUAGAAAGAAUGUGCUAGAGCACAAAUAAAAGACAAUUGAGAAGAUUAAGAGAAUUUAUAAAAUUGAGUAUUCAUUGUGGAUGUAUGUAAGCAACCCACUGGACGAAGAAAAAGAACUUAAAAAAGAAAUGGAAAACAAGGCUGGAGAGGGCUAAGCUGCAAUGAGAAGAGUAAAAAAACUUGAGUAAAAAGUUGAGAAACUUGGAAACUCUGUCUAUUAGCUAUUCAAAAAGUACGAUAAUUAGUUGCAAGAACUUAUGACAAUUUGA